Molecule: messenger RNA, 1487 nt
Organism: Papilio machaon (common yellow swallowtail)
Lineage: Eukaryota; Metazoa; Arthropoda; Insecta; Lepidoptera; Papilionidae
Exons: 9
Coding region: 164-1426 (420 amino acids)
Source: RefSeq, a predicted model, not a curated record
CAAAAAAAGAAAGAAGCUUCCGUAACAGAUUUAGACAUUUUUUCAUAAAUAUUGCAAAUGAAUAUCUUAUAAGCUUGAAAUAAAUAUUUUGUUUAAAGAUUGCUUGCACGAAGAUAUUAUCAUUCUGGAUUCCCAAAAGAGGACUUAUUUAGACAUCUACAAGAUGGAUUUGGCGGAGACAAUGAAGAAUGUGUUAGCAAAAAGCACUGGCAGUGCUAGCAGUGCUGCAAGCUCUUCCGGAGCCGCAACGCCGCACGGUGCAGAGGGAUACGUCACUGAGAAGCUGUACAUGCUUCUGCAGUUGUACUUGCAAAAUAAAGGCUGGAGUCCUAGUAUAGAGCUGUUGCAAUGUUUCAGUGACCUCAAAGAAUCUUCUAUGUUGCCCAGUGCUGCUUAUUUACAAAUGAUGGCAUCCAGAGUUGGAUUAGACACACAAGGAAGACUGAUACUCCGUGAAAAUGGUAAAAUAAUUUUACCAUAUGAACAUUUUGCUAAUGCGGUUAUGUUGAAGCAUAUGAACGGCCCACAUGGGCUACAUUUAGGUCUGGAAGCUACAGUCAGAGCGGUUGUUGAAUCAUACACAAUAGGAAGAGAACAAUUUGGUAUGGAGAAAGAAUUUAUAAUAGAGGUUGUGCAAAAUUGUCCAAACCCUGCUUGUCGGUACUACAAAAAUCAACUGGAAAUGACACAAAAAUCAAUUCAACAACAUUUAUCUCAACAGCCAACAUAUAUUCCAGACGCGGGCAGUUCGAGCCUGUCCGACAGCCAGGCGGUGGAGCGGCUGUUGCGAGGCUCACUGCCGCAGGACUACCAGCUGCCGCUGGCGCCACACAUUGCCGCCCUCACAGGUGGUCUGACAGGUGAGAAGUCAGAGCGGCGGUCGCAGGAGAAGCUGUCGCAGCACCAACAGCUGCUGCUCCACCAGGGCCGCUCGCUGCAUGCAGACAAGUACAGCCACACGCAGCGCUCCUCCGCCUCCUCCCAGUCCAGCCUCGACACUAAGUCCAAACAUCAUUACUCCGAUGAACAUAAACUUACAGAUUUCUUGAGGGCGAACUUGGAGAGCCUGGAGGGUCUGUCGGGCGCGGGGGGUGCAGGGGGUGCGGCGGGCUCGGGGGGUGCGGCGGGUGCGGGCGGUGCUGGGGGUGCGGGGGGCGGGCAGGAGCGAGUGGUGCGCGCGUUCGCAGAGCUGGCGCGCAACCUGCAGCGCAUGCGGCCCUGCGUGCGCCCCGCCAUGUGCAAACCUUACGGCAAACAGAGCGAGCAGCUGCAAAAGAUAUUACUGGACACGAUCCAGUUGGUGCAGUCGUUGCGCAGCUACCUGCCGCCGCCGCACAUACAGGUCACCUCGUGGAAGAACGACGACAAGUUGCGUUCCAACAAUAUGGAGGAAUUGGAGAGCCGUAAGAUCGUGAGCGGCAACUAGCCCGCGGAGCACGCCGCGGCUGACACGUGAGCUGUCACCUGACACUUGUCACCUGUCACCC